Messenger RNA from Triticum turgidum subsp. durum (durum wheat), 465 nucleotides. Lineage: Eukaryota; Viridiplantae; Streptophyta; Magnoliopsida; Poales; Poaceae. The record is from the annotation of a GenBank genome assembly.
AUGUCAAUUCAAAUGGGAAGUUAUUUGAUCAGGUUGCUGGAGUUGGAUCCCGAGCAAGUCAUUUCUCGGGGACAAGUAACAUUAUCGCAGAAGCAAACAUUAAUUGAUGAUUGUUUGCAGAAGUCCUUUGAAAUUGCACUAGGAUGUGGCCAGUUUGGGAAUUGUCUGGCUGUCAAUGCUGAUGCUAUUUCAAUGCUGAGAAGCGAACUCGGAAAUCAGCUCGCUAACAAGAGUCGGAAUUCCAAUCUGAGAGCUAUUGGCGCUGUAGUAUAUAAAGUCCCCGAGUUGAAUAACGACGAGAUGCUAAAAAUCAGCCUGAGAAGUUUGGGACAAGAAGACAUGACUUCUAUCUCCCAGGAAUUCGGAGGUGGGGGGCAUCGAAACGCAAGCUCAUUUCUGUUGAGUGUUGCAGAAUUUGAGAAGUGGAAGGUUGGAGCUGAGCCUUCCAAUGCAGAAACUGCCUAG